Messenger RNA from Trametes versicolor FP-101664 SS1, 420 nucleotides. RefSeq lists its product as uncharacterized. Gene Ontology annotation, molecular function: oxidoreductase activity. The transcript has 2 exons. Lineage: Eukaryota; Fungi; Basidiomycota; Agaricomycetes; Polyporales; Polyporaceae. The record is from RefSeq and is a predicted model, not a curated record. Bases 1 to 420 code for a protein of 139 amino acids.
AUGAGCAACACGACCACUCCCGCCCCCGCUCCUGAAGUCCGCAAGGACCGCUUCCGUGUCGUCGGCCUCAUGGCCAAGAGGGCUGACCUGACGGACGAGGAGUUCUUCACCUACUGGCGCGAGAAGAACGGCCCGCUCUUCGCGUCCCUCGAGAUCGUGAAGAAGAACAUCCUCAAGUACGAGCAGCACCAUUACAACCCCGCGUUCGAGGCGGGCAUCUCUGCGCAAGGGUACGCUCUCCCCGGAGACUACCGCGGCGUCGCCGUCUUCGAGGGCGAGUCGUACGAGAAGAUCCUGGAGGUCUUCCUAAGCGACGAGUACAAGCGCCUCGCAUACGAUGACGAGGCGAACUACAUCGACCGCAGCAAGAGCGUGUUCCUCCCCGGAUCCCUGACCACCUUCGUAGACCGUACCAACUAG